Messenger RNA from Vombatus ursinus (common wombat), 2713 nucleotides. It is a transcript of the gene SEC63, whose product is annotated as SEC63 homolog, protein translocation regulator. Bases 42 to 1223 code for a protein of 393 amino acids. Gene Ontology annotation, biological process: post-translational protein targeting to endoplasmic reticulum membrane; SRP-dependent cotranslational protein targeting to membrane. The transcript is spliced from 10 exons. NCBI's taxonomy places the organism in Eukaryota, Metazoa, Chordata, Mammalia, Diprotodontia, Vombatidae. Gene Ontology annotation, cellular component: Sec62/Sec63 complex. Gene Ontology annotation, molecular function: RNA binding; transmembrane protein transporter activity. The record is from RefSeq and is a predicted model, not a curated record.
GGGAGUUUCGUGCUCCAACUUUGGGAUCCCUGGAGAAUUGCAUGAAGCUUUCCCAGAUGUCUGUUCAAGGCCUUCAGCAAUUUAAAUCUCCUCUUCUUCAGCUCCCUCAUAUUGAAGAGGACAAUCUUAGACGGGUUUCUAAUCAUAAAAAGUUCAAAAUCAAAACUAUCCAGGAUUUGGUGAGUUUAAAAGAAUCUGAUCGCCGCAACUUAUUGCACUUCUUAGAAGAUGAGAAAUAUGAAGAGGUUAUGGCUGUCCUUGGUAGUUUUCCAUUUGUGACUAUGGACAUAAAAUCACAAGUAUUAGAUGAUGAAGAUAGCAAUAAUAUCACCGUAGGAUCCCUUGUCACAGUAUUGGUCAAAUUGACAAGGCAGACAAUGGCGGAAGUAUUUGAAAAGGAACAGUCUAUCUGUGCUGCAGAAGAGCAGCUGGCGGAAGAUGGGCAAGGUGAUGCCAACAAGAAUAAGACUAGAGGAUGGCAGCAGAAGAGUAAAGGACCUAAGAAAACUGCUAAAUCAAAAAAAAAGAAACCUUUGAAAAAAAAGGUAGCCUCUGUGCCAUUGCCCCAGUCAAAGCAACAGAAGCAAAAGCAGGCAAAUGGGGUUGUUGGGAGUGAGGCUGCUAUAAAAGAAGAAGAUGACGAUGUAUCUGACAAAGGCAGUGACUCUGAGGAAGAAGAAACAAAUAGGGACUCCCAAAGUGAAAAAGAUGACGGAAGUGACAGAGACUCUGACCGAGAACAAGAUGAAAAACAAAACAAAGAUGAUGAAGCAGAGUGGCAAGAAUUACAACAAAGUAUACAGCGGAAGGAGAGAGCUCUGCUGGAAACCAAAUCAAAGAUAACACACCCUGUUUACAGUCUUUACUUUCCUGAGGAAAAACAAGAGUGGUGGUGGCUUUAUAUUGCAGAUAGGAAGGAACAAACAUUGAUAUCUAUGCCAUACCAUGUGUGCACGUUAAAAGAUAUGGAAGAGGUAGAACUGAAGUUCCCUGCUCCAGGAAAACCCGGAAAUUAUCAGUAUACAGUAUAUCUAAGAUCAGAUUCCUAUAUGGGUUUGGACCAGAUUAAGCCAUUGAAGUUGGAAGUUCAUGAAGCUAAGCCGGUGCCAGAAAAUCACCCACAGUGGGAUACAACAAUAGAGGGAGAUGAAGACCAGGAAGAUAGUGAGGGCUUUGAAGAUAGUUUUGAAGAAGAAGAAGAGGAAGAAGAUGAUGAUGACUAAACAAUACUCUGAACUGACUACACUAUUUGCACACAUUUUCAAACUUUUUGCUGUUAUGAUGGAACUGUGCAGUAAAACAGAAACAUAGUGCAGAAGUGUUGUUGAGGAGAGUUGUUUAGUUUCUUUGCCCAGUAUGAGUGCAUUAUGUAACUUGCCCGUGGAGGUCUAGCAAUAUUUUGCCAUGGGUACAACCUGGAAGUUGCUUGUGGCUUAUUUAAGCCUUUUAACUGUGGGAUGGUGCAUUUAUUUCAAUGAUAAUAAAUCUUUUUUAUUAUAACUGUCCAAAAGUGUGGGCUAUGUAUCGUCUGAUCAGUCUAUGGUCCCAAUAAAAGAAAAGAAGUACCAUGAAAAAAAUCUCAAUGAGUAACUUUCUGCAGUCAACUUUAUUUUUUAGAAAAGUAAACAUCUUUUAGGUACCAUCUGCACGAGUUAUAAUCUUGGUAAACUGUUACUCAUUUUCUCAUUAUUUUUCACUGAUAGGAGAAUGUUAUAACAACUCCAUUAAUAGCUUUAAAUCUCUUGUUUUUACUUGUUCUGGUCAUCAGUUCAUGUCCUGUUCUUAGGAAGCACAUUCCACAUAGCAUAGAGGGCUACAUUUUGGGAUUUGCCUUUUCUUAAUUGCCCAAGAUACUCAUACAAAUUACAAAAAAUUAUUGACUAUGUCAUAAAAUGCUCUUAAUGGCUUAAAACAUUUUUAAGCCUCUAUUUCAGCAAAUCAUUGCAAGAUCUAAUCUUUUUGAUAAGCUGUUUGUCUAAAAAUGACUAUGGGACCACAUGUUAUCUGAUGUUGGUGGCUUACCUAUUAUUAUACCUUUUGUCAAAGGUACAGUAUAAAAGCUGAAAGACAUUCUUAGCUUUUAAUCUACCUGACUCUGUCAGAAAUCUUUUAAGGAGAAAACACAACAUGCAAAGGAGGUAUCUUUUGUAUUCAUUUUGAACUCCUAUCAAUAAACCAGACAUUUGACUCAGUUUGCAUUUGUAAUGGUGUUUAUCUUUUUUACCCCUAGGAACAGUUUAUACAUAGGGGGAGUACAUACUUUUAUUUUUCCAAUUAAGUAUUUGUUUACAACAUUGUACAAAAAUGCUAAAGUUUUUGGUAUUUCUGUACAGUAUAAGAAAAAAAAAGCUAACAUGGGCUGGUAUUAUCCUUCAUCUAUCUCUGGUCUCCAGGCACAAUACAACCUGCAAAGAUAAUAGUUUUUAGUGGUUACAAAAUGUAGAGAUUAAUACAUAUCAACCACAGUGGUAAGAUAAAUAUUUUUAGUACUAGAUAUUGAGGAACCAUAAAUCUGCAAUACUAAACAAGAUUUGAUUUUGACAUUUGGUCAUAUAGGGGAAUUGUAAUCCUGUUUUAUCAAGAACAUCUACGGGACAGAAUUGAGUAUUUCUGACCUUGUUUACUACAGAAGGUUGCCACUUUACAUGCAAAAUUACAUGGUAUUUUCUUGUUUAUUGCAGUAGUUGGAAAUAAAAUUUGGAAGUGACCUAAA